Messenger RNA from Owenia fusiformis, 3103 nucleotides. The record is from the annotation of a GenBank genome assembly. Lineage: Eukaryota; Metazoa; Annelida; Polychaeta; Sabellida; Oweniidae.
CUCGACCCUUGACCUUGUAAAAUGGAUGUCCUGAAAAUUUUGAUAAAUCUAAAUAAAUAAAGAAAUCAAAAUAUGUGAUUGUGUGUUUGCAGCUUGAAUGCUUGAAGUAACACAUCAAGAACUGGAAGAGCAUAAACCAAUGCAUUUGAUGGCGUAACCAACAGUAGUCAUGGCAACUGCUAUCAACCAACCAGACUCCUUAUGGGAUAUAUCUCUUCUUUAUUGUGUUAGAAAUCUGCAGACAUUUUGUGUCCAAGAACUUGCAGUUACAAACAAUGAUCAAACAGUCUAUAACUGGAAAUUACGAGAGGGCUUAACAUUGCCGCUUGAAGUAUGCGAGAGCUUGUUGACAGCUUUCCUAGCCAAUCACUAUAGAGAACCCGAUGAACCUGAUUAUUACGAUUACAAAUUGAACAGUUUUCUCCACAUAUUUCAAGAUACAUUACGUACUAGACUUAAAAGAGUUAACUUGUCAAGGAUGCAAGUUGUAGACACUGCUCUGGAGUGGAUACUCUCACAUAAGCUUACUGAGCUCGAUAUAUCGGAUAACUCCGCCUUAAGGAACUUGUCGAUGCAUUGUAUUAACACUUAUGGCGACAACCUAACCAAACUAAAUAUUGGGAAUACCACAGUCAUAUUUAACGAUCUGGAUCCUGUGCAGUUGGAUGAAAAUGACUCUAGUGCUAUUAAACCACCAUGUCAUUGUCUCCCUAUACCAAAAACUUCAUCUAUUCAAGAUUAUUUGCUCUCUCGUGACAAAUGUGCCGAUCACAAACAUGAGAGUCAGCGAGAUCCAUUAUUCAUGCGGGAAUAUGUGUUUGACUUGCCUAACCUUAGAUGGUUAUCAAUACAUGAUUUGAGUCAUAAUGCUUAUGACAUGAUCUUAACUUUAUUAAAACCUUUGACUAAAUUAACAUAUUUGGAUCUAUCAGGGUGUGGUGUAGAUGCUGAAUUAUUGAUGGGUGUCCAGAGUUAUGCCCAUAUUAGGUCGUUAACACUCUAUGAUGUACAGAUAAGUAAUCUGGAGGAUACAUUGAUAGCUAUAGGCAAACUUAAAACAUUGAGGCACCUUGACAUCAGCCAAGGCAAGGAGCAGCAUGUCCUCUAUGAUGAGCCUGAGCAACGUCUGAGAUAUAUUGUCAACGCUCUCCCUAACCUGGUAUCCCUUGACAUAUCUGGCACAAACCUGGCUGGGAUGGAGCCCAACGAUUACCUCACUAAGACUCUGAAAUUUGAAGAAGAAAGGCAACAGUAUCCACACUGUCCUAUCUAUGGCCUCGAGGGUAGAUCAUUUGAGUUCCUAGGCCUUCUCUACUGUACAACUGAGCCUUGCAACAGGGAAAACAUACCUGCUAAAAAGGUAACUGGUGAUAAAACAGAGGAACAAGUAUUAGUCUCCAUCCAGGCAAACAUAGAAAAAACAGAGCUUCUGAUUCGCUCCCUGAAUCACCUGUUUAGAAUAUUCCGCUACUCCAUCUGUAAAAGUCCCGCUGUUGCUUUAAAGGGUAUUCUCACUGCUAUGAAGAAGCAUGUCUUCGACAGAUCUGUGCAAAUAUCUGGCAGUGCCUCAUUGUUCUACAUCGUAAAGGGGAAAGAAAGGUCCAUGCUAAAUGUCGCCACCAGACGAGAUAUCAUAACAACAAUACUAGCUGGAAUGGAAAGCCACAUGGAUGAGGCCACGAUGAUGCGUAAUGGGUGCCUCACAUUGUGCCACUUUAAGAUUCCCCAAGAUGUGAUAUAUGAAUAUCCAAGAGUGAUCAAAGUCCUACUGAACAUGAUCUCUCCCCCAGACCAAGAGGAGUUUGUGCAGAGAAUUGGUAUUCACCUGUUGAACAGCUUAGCCUGCCAGGUGGAUGGUAAAGAGAAGCAGUUGGUUGGGGACUAUGGUGCAAUAGAGACAAUGUUAGAGACUGUGAGAAACAGACUAAGACAGAACAUCUGUGAUGAGGUGAUGGAAAUAGCAUGGAGUACAAUGUGGAAUGUAACUGAUGAGACGGCUAUCAACUGCGAACGUUUCAUUGCAGACAAAGGCUUGGAUCUCUUUCUGCAGUGCCUCGAGACUUUUCCUGAGAAGCCAGAGCUAUUGAGGAACAUGAUGGGGUUAAUGGGUAAUGUAGCAGAGGUCCCAUACCUUAGAAAGUAUCUCAUCACCCCACAGUACAUCUCAGUAUUCAGUGAGUUACUGAUGUCAAAAAGUGACGGCAUUGAAGUCAGUUACAAUGCUGCAGGGGUGCUAUCCCAUAUUGCAUCUGAUGGCCCUAAAGUCUGGACAAUAUCCUCACCAACUCGUAAAGAAGUUCUACAGAAUCUCUCAACAGCAAUUGAAAAAUGGGACUUAGAUACUAAGAGGAAUAUCAAUUACAGGUCAUUUGCGCCAAUCUUAAGACUCCUUCCAAUCCAUGAGACUCCUGAGGUUCAACACUGGGCAAUAUGGGCAUUGUGCAAUCUAACAAGAGUAUAUCCUAACAAAUAUUGUCAACUGUUGGUCAAUGAGAAUGGUAUUGAACUUAUAGAACAAGUUGCUUUAGACCAACGACCAUACCCACGGAUACGUGAAUUGUCAUCAAUGGUUUUAGAGUGUUGUCGAAAUUGGAAGAUAGGUGGCGCCAGAGAUGAUAAUGAUAUUAGGGACGAUAAUGACCCAAGUAAUAUGGAAGGUUGAAUAUUUGCAGUACUUUGUGAACUUAGUUGAUGAAAUGGCCUUUUUGAUAAGAGCCUCAACAUUAUUUUAUGCUGUUAGACUAUGUAUUUAAGAGUACAAAAUAAAAACCAUGUAAUAUAUGAAUGAUGAAAUUUGGAACAUGUCACCCGCAAAUGCCACAUGAAAUCUGAAAGAAACCAUUAAUGAAAACCAUUGUGAUUUGAAAAAUGGCAGACCACCAAUGGAAAACUCUGGAUUGUUAAGAGUUGAGGGAGGUGGACUUAGAAUAAAAUGUAUAGUGUUUUUCCUCAACAAUAUUUGGAGACAUUAUUUUAUUACAAACUAACCAAUACCUAUUGUUCACUGUAUAUGACUUAGCAGGUGUAUGAUUCAUUUUAUUAUUGGCUCAUAUUAUUGUAUUGUGUUGUAAGACACAGUUAACACAGGGAGUGUACCAAAUUA